CUCACGUGACCAGGAGUCGACGUGUGCAGAAGUCCUGCUAGUUUGGUCCUUGUUCUCGCCUGGGUACCAGCUUCAUUCUGUAGCGCGACUGCGGGGCCUGAGGCCAGGGAAAGGAGAAAGCCAAUCUGCCGGAAUUUUGCAGAUCUGCAGGUCUGUUGUUCAUAGCACUGAGCAAAGCUAGAAAAGACGAGAAAGAAACUGACCGGAUCAAUACUGAAGUAAUUGUAUUCAAAGAGGAAUAAGCAGAGAAAAAGGAGGAAAGGAGGGAAGAGAGCCACAAGAUGAAACCCUGUCAAAGUGAAGGAAAACCAGAAAAUGAGAGCGAACCAAAGCUUGAGGAAGAGCCAAAGCCUGAGGAAAAGCCAGAGGAGGAGGAAGAACCAGAAGAGGAGGAAAAAACAGAAGGAACUUUUAGAGAAAGGCUGAUUCAGUCUCUCCAGGAAUUUAAAGAAGAUAUACACAACAGGCAUUUAAGCAAGGAUGAUAUGUUUAGAGAGGUGAAUGAAAUAGAUGAGAUAAGGAGAGUAAGAAACAAACUUAUAGUGAUGCGUUGGAAGGUUAAUCGAAACCAUCCUUACCCCUACUUAAUGUAGUUUAUCUUGAUUUUUAUUCUUUCUGAUACUAACAUUGCCAUAUAGCUUUCUUUUGAUUUGCAUUUUCCUGAUAAACAUUUGUCCAUUUUUCUACUUUAACUUGUUGCUUGCUAUUAGUGGUUUUAGAUGCAUCUCUUCUUAUAUUGCAUUCUCACAGUUUAUCAUAUUUUGAACCAAUCCCCAAGUCUCUGCCUUUUAAUAGGAGAGCUUUACUCAUUUGUACAAAAAGAAGUUCCUGACAGGAUAUAAAAUGAAAAAAACGUUACUAAGUAAUAUGUGAAUAUCAUAUUUUUAAAAGGGAAGAGUACAUUUGUAUAUUGCAUAUAUGCACAGAAAAACGUGUGAAGGAUGAAAGACAAAAAAAGUACAGUCAGUGGUAGGAUUAUGAGUGAUUUUUAAAAUUCUGCUUAUUUGUAUUUUUCCUUAUUCUUAGAAUGUA
Rhinolophus ferrumequinum (greater horseshoe bat) is the source of this 1032-nucleotide messenger RNA. RefSeq names its product transcription elongation factor A like 9 (gene TCEAL9). Bases 282 to 593 code for a protein of 103 amino acids. Lineage: Eukaryota; Metazoa; Chordata; Mammalia; Chiroptera; Rhinolophidae. The record is from RefSeq and is a predicted model, not a curated record. The transcript has 3 exons.